ACAUUGUUUCAGCGGGGAAGUCGAAGCACACGGACCAGGAAACCAUGCUUGGGCAUAUUUGAAGGAGACUUGACAGCAGAAUAGAAUUAACUGGGUCGAGUGAUCGGUUUGUGGUGUGAUCAUUAUGAAUGUCUGCCGUCACCUGUUAUGGAUCCAGUGUCCUGAGUGCGUUUCACGUUUCUUGACACCUGUCAAGAGAGUGAUUUUACCCGGUGGACCAUACCUCCACCAGCAGACCGUUGCAUUACAACAAAGCCAGGUGCUGAGAUCAUUUCAUUGCAGUGCAGUAUGUUCCACGAGUCAACAAGACCAAAAAGAGCCUAAAGAGGCAUCAGAACGUGAGACACAGAGUAAAGACAGAACUUUGGUCACACAUGAAGAUAUAUUUGAGAAGGCUGCUAAAAACUCAAAAACCAAAGGCAAUUUUAACAGGGUCGUGGAUGUUUUUACCAAGAAUGACAUUCGACGGCGGGGCCAUGUGGAGUUUAUUUAUGCUGCCCUGAAGCAGAUGCCAGAAUUUGGAGUAGAACAAGACAUUACUGUUUACAACAAACUACUAGAUGUGUUUCCCAAGGAAGUGUUUGUGCCACGUAACUUUAUACAGAGGAUGUUCAACCACUAUCCAAGGCAACAAGAAUGUGGAGUGCAGCUGCUGGAGCAGAUGGAAAAUUAUGGUAUCAUGCCCAAUGUAGAGACCAAGGUUUUACUGGCUCAGGUAUUUGGCAAAAAGAGCCAUCCUAUGAGAAAGUACCAGCGUAUCAUGUAUUGGUUUCCCAAAUUCAAGCACACAAACCCCUACCCCAUACCACAAGUACUUCCUAGUGACCCAAUAGACCUUGCUCGGUUUAGUCUUGCCCGCAUCGCCAGCGACCCUGAUGCAAAAAUAACAGUCUUUCAGUAUCAAACAACAGACAUCACAGAAACAGGCGAGGAAGUUUUAAGGCCUUACAUUGUAGGUAUCCAAAGUCCAGAGCAGCGCUCUCUUCUUGCCAAACACAAUCAUUGCAGACCUGUGUUUGUAGAAGGCCCAUUCCCACUGUGGCUCAGAAAGACUUGUGUUCAUUAUUAUCUUCUAAGGGCAGACCCUAUUCCACCUGAGGAAAAGGUAAAGAAGGAAUUUGACCCAGAGUGGAUUGGCCCUGAGCAGAGUCUCUUCUACCCUCAGCGAGUGGAACUUGACCUGGAAAGAGACAUUGGUGAUGAUGACAGUUUUGAUGUGGAUGAUGUGGAAGAAGGGCCAGUUUAUGCCAUGUGUAUGGCAGGUCAGGGUGACGAGACUACUCUGGCUCAAUGGAUUUCUGAUCUACAGGAGACCUGUCCUACAUUGGGCCAAAUCCCCACAGUGUUUCGUCUGGAAUCUGGACCUGGAGAAUUACUAACCUCAUCAGAUGUUCAGCAGAGUCCUGAGCUGGAGUUCGAAACAGAUCAUAUUAUCGAGGAUGAACCACUAUACUCAAAGAGAGUGAAACAGUGACAGUGCUGUACCAGUGUUUGCUCAAUGAAGAUCUACCAGGCUGUGAUAUCUGUCCAUGAAAAUCUGAGGAACCUCAUGUUUAGUUAAAUUAGACACAGGCCGGUUGUCAAGACU
Molecule: messenger RNA, 1588 nt
Organism: Triplophysa rosa
Lineage: Eukaryota; Metazoa; Chordata; Actinopteri; Cypriniformes; Nemacheilidae
Gene: ecsit
Product: ECSIT signaling integrator
Exons: 8
Coding region: 125-1474 (449 amino acids)
Cellular component (GO): mitochondrion
Molecular function (GO): protein binding
Source: RefSeq, a predicted model, not a curated record